AGCUGAGCCAGGUACAGGGGGUGGUGGGGUCUGUGCUUUUAUAAUCCCAUCUGAUGAGUGGAAGCAGAGAAACACUCAGCCUCCCAUCAAAAUUUCUACUGAUCAGAGAAAGUCAUCGGCAGACGGCGGAGAAGAGUGGGAGAGAGAGAGAAUGUUUUUGAGCAGUAAAAGAUAGCAGUUUUUGGCAAAAGAAAACCGACGUGAAUGAAUAAAUACUGCCACUUCUGGCCACUGAAUGGUGGUUUUUGUCAACAAAACCCACUGAUUCUCACGCACACAGCACACUCACCCUUCCAACAACCCCCCUCAAUCUCACGUCCUUUCCUUACUUUCUGUCCUCUCUCUGCAAUUCCAUGAACGACUUUUUAGGGCAGGUGAUGAUGAUGAUGUGAAAAACCGUAAUAGUGGGUUUUCAUUUAAUUUAAAAAAGCUAGCUAAAACCCACUACAUAAAUAGGAGAGGGUGAGAAGAAGACCUGCUAAUUCAUUCACUAGUGUUUGCUUGUUUUCCAUCUUGGUCUUUUAAUUUCUUCAGGAGUAGGUUUGCUUUCUUUCUUUUAAUUGGGUGUUUGUGUUAAAGCCUUUUGUCUGCUUGUAGGGCUUGAAUCACAUUUUUUUUUUUAAAGUUUAAUGAUAGAAGCCUCAAGCCUGUGUAUGCUUGUUUUGGUUGAAAAAAGGCAGUAAAAGACAGAAAAGUAAAAGCCUUUUCUUCUACCCUUUUGUUUACUCUCUGCCUGGUGCAUGCACGUCUCUGGUCAUUUGAUCAUGACUCCUGAGAGUCUUUUUUGAAUGUCUGUUUUGAGCAUAUACCGAUUCUUUCUGAGAAUUUGAGCAAAUCGGGGAAAUUACUAUUCCUUCUCUUGAUUUUGUCUCUGUGCUGCUUGGAAAUGGAGCUAGCAGAGAUGUGGUCGACAGUGAUUCCUUGAAUACUAUUCUUGGCUUCCUUAUUUGUUAAAGAAUGGUGGGUUUUGAGUAAGUGGAGAUUCAGAGCAGUUACAACGAAAGACCAAAGCAUUAAUGGCAGACCAAGGUUCAAUUCCAUCUCCUACAGAUAAAUACAGGAAACCCACUUCAUUUCCUAAGUUGUUCACUGCUUUUGCCUUCAAGAACUUCUGUGAAACCGAUACUGUAAUGAGCCCAACUUCCAUUCUUGACACCAAAUCUUUCUCUGGAUUGAAAAACCAUCCAUGGUGGACUGAACAAGUUAAUACACCUAAAACCCCAGAACCCGAGCCAAGACAGAAGCUUGAAUCAAAAGGGGUUGGACUUGCCAUAGUCGACUCUCUCAAGGAUGAAGACCCCAAAUUGUCAAAACCCGAAUCAAGAAUGGUUCUUUACGGGUCGCAGUUAAAGAUCCAAAUACCUCCUCUGUUUCCCUCUGUUUCUUCAUUGACAGAAUCUCCAAAAUCCCCUACCGAUUUCGGUAUCAAGACAAAGAAUUCUCAAAUGGGUUCCUUCUCUUCUGGGUUAUCUCCAUCUCCACACAAGAAAUCUCUAUUCGGGUCUGAAGGUUCGGGUAUGAACACUCCCGUUUCUCCUCGGGUCUUCACUGGGCGUCUUUGUGCAAGCGAGAUGGAGCUCUCUGAGGACUACACCUGCGUGAUCGCGUACGGGCCUGUCCCAAGAACCACUCAUAUUUUCGAUGACUGCAUGGUUGAGUGCUCGUACGGUGUCGCCGGCUUCCCUGCUUCGAGGAAUGAAGAUGGGUUUUUGGGUGACCCGGCAAGUUAUCCAUCUCAGAAUUUCUUGAGCUCUUGCUAUGGUUGCAAGAAGAAUCUUGGCCUGGGAAAAGACAUUUACAUGUACAGAGGUGAGAAAGCUUUCUGCAGCCUCGAAUGCCGGUACCAGGAGAUGCUGUUAGAGGAGGGACUGGGUAAAUUAGAAGAUGGUGAUAUUUAUGGAACUUUUUCAUGAUAAUUUUCUUCUUGUUAAUUAACAGUCUUGGUAUCAUUUUCCUUUUCUUUUUGUGAGACUGAUAAUAAUCUGUUCCAACAUAUGUUUCCUACUUGCUCCUUUGGCUGCAAUGUUUGUAGAGUUGGUCGUCAAGAAAUGAAUUAUUAGGUGAUUACUGUUUGGGUU
This is a messenger RNA of Tripterygium wilfordii, 2078 nucleotides long. RefSeq names its product FCS-Like Zinc finger 8-like. Lineage: Eukaryota; Viridiplantae; Streptophyta; Magnoliopsida; Celastrales; Celastraceae. The transcript is spliced from 3 exons. Bases 1017 to 1913 code for a protein of 298 amino acids. The record is from RefSeq and is a predicted model, not a curated record.